Messenger RNA from Camellia sinensis, 1017 nucleotides. The record is from RefSeq and is a predicted model, not a curated record. NCBI's taxonomy places the organism in Eukaryota, Viridiplantae, Streptophyta, Magnoliopsida, Ericales, Theaceae.
AUGUCUGAUGAGAAGUAUGCGACACAUACUCUAUGCACUUACCCAAGUGUCGAGUGUCCAAUAUUCACCUACUGUAAAACUUCUAUUGUGGACUUCCACCGAAGCUGUCCAAACUGUUCUUUUCGCCUUUGCCUCACUUGUUCUCGGGAGAUCCGUGAUGGUCACUUCCUGGGAGGUGGGAAGGAAGUAAUCUUUCAAUAUAUUGACAAUGGACGAUCUUGUCUGCAUGGUGGCAAUGCCUAUCCUGUUUUCUCUGGAAAGGGUGUGGUUCAGCACGGUGAAGAAAAUAAUCAGCAGCAGGAAAGAAGGAGAAACAGCGGGGGUGAAGUAGCAGAGAGGGCGGAGAUUUGGAUAUAUCUGUUGGCACAAGGUCCAAAGAUCAUGAGAAGUCAACUUCUGAGUGGAAAGCGAAUAAAAAUGGUGUCAUUUGUUGUCCUGCGAGGAAAAUGGGUGGCUGUGGUCAUCACCAACUAGAGUUGAAGUGCAUGCUUCCUGAAGAUUGGGUUUCAUGCUUGGUGAAGAAAGCAGAGGAUGCAUCUAAAAUGCUCAAACUUCAUGUUAUGCCUAGAACUUCCCUGCAAUGGUGCUCCUGUUUCAGUUCACUGGGUGACAUAGACUUAGACAGUGCUAAGUCACAUAAAGCAGCUUGUUGAGAAAAUUCCAUUGACAACUAUCUGUUCUGUCCUACAGCCGGAGACAUUCAACAUGGGAAUUUGAAGCAUUUCCAGCAGCACUGGGUCAAAGGUGAGCCAGUGAUUGUGAGUGAUGUGCUUGAACAUACAUCUGGUUUGAGUUGGGAACCAAUGGUUAUGUGGCGUGCAUUCAGACAGAUAACACAUUCUCAGCAUUCUAAGCAUUUAGAUGUUGUGGCCAGUGAUUGCUUGGAUUGGAGUGAGGUUAGUUCAGGAUUUAAAUUAUUCAUUGUAGUUGAGCAUUGAAUUAUGUGUCUUUGUUGUGAGUGAUAACCAAUCCAAUUGCCUAAAAAACUAAUGGCAUCUAAGUGAUUGCAAAGAUGUU